Molecule: messenger RNA, 3316 nt
Organism: Prinia subflava (tawny-flanked prinia)
Lineage: Eukaryota; Metazoa; Chordata; Aves; Passeriformes; Cisticolidae
Gene: EVX1
Product: even-skipped homeobox 1
Exons: 3
Coding region: 1-1218 (405 amino acids)
Biological process (GO): regulation of transcription by RNA polymerase II
Cellular component (GO): nucleus
Molecular function (GO): RNA polymerase II cis-regulatory region sequence-specific DNA binding; DNA-binding transcription factor activity, RNA polymerase II-specific
Source: RefSeq, a predicted model, not a curated record
AUGGAAACCAGGAAGGAGAUGGUGAUGUUUCUGGAGGGGACUACUCUUGGCGCUCUAGUUGGCAAGAGGGUGCCUAAUUUGUCCGAAGCAGUGGGGAGCCCCGCUGCGGAGCCGCAGGAGAAGAUGGUCCAUCGGAACUGCAUCAGCCCCAGACCUGGCCCCUUGUCGUCCCGGGAGAGAGGAGGAGGAGGAGGAGGUGGCGGAGGAGAAGACGAAGAGGAGGUGGAGGUGCUGCCAGGGACAGGGACGGUGCCGGAGAGCCGCUCGGCGGCGGCAGCACUGCUUUCGGCCGGACAGCAGCCCCCCGCCCCGGAGCUCCCCUCCAGCAAAGGACAGCAGAGCAGCUCGGACACCGAGUCGGAUUUCUAUGAGGAAAUCGAGGUGAGCUGCACCCCGGACUGCGCCACGGGGAGCGCCGAGUACCAGCACAGCAAAGGGCCGUGCUCCGAGGCGAGGGCCGGCAGCCCCAGCGGCGGGGGGGAUCACCCCAAGGGCAGCGGAGGCAGCGGCGGCUCCCAGGGCUCGCUGGCCUGCAGCGCCAGCGACCAGAUGCGCCGCUACCGCACCGCCUUCACCCGCGAGCAGAUCGCCCGGCUGGAGAAGGAGUUUUACCGGGAGAAUUACGUGUCCAGGCCCCGGAGAUGUGAGCUGGCUGCUGCUCUAAAUCUGCCAGAAACCACCAUCAAGGUUUGGUUCCAGAACCGCAGGAUGAAGGACAAGCGGCAGCGCCUGGCCAUGACCUGGCCGCACCCGGCCGACCCGGCGUUUUACACGUACAUGAUGAGCCACGCGGCGGCCACCGGGAACCUGCCGUAUCCAUUCCCGUCCCACCUGCCCCUGCCCUACUACUCCCACAUGGGCAUCGGCGCCACAUCGGCCUCUGCCGCCACCCCCUUCAGUACCCCCCUGAGGCCUCUGGACACCUUCAGGGUCCUCUCGCACCCGUACCCGAGGCCAGAACUGCUGUGCGCCUUCAGGCAUCCCUCUCUCUACCCUGCCCCAGCUCAUGGACUCAGCAGCACCGGGGGCAGCCCCUGCUCCUGCCUGGCGUGCCACAGCGGCCAGUCCAACGGGCUGGCGCAGAGACCCUCCGGAUCAGACUUUACCUGUUCGGCCACAACCAGGACUGACUCCUUUCUCACUUUCACGCCCUCUGUGCUGAGCAAAGCCACCUCAGUUUCCAUGGACCAGAGAGAAGAAGUACCUUUAACGAGAUAAACCUUUGUCUCAGGGUUAUUAAACACUCAUCCCUUUCCCGGACUUCUCUUAGAAUUAAUGUACCUACAGCCCAUGUUUAUUUAAUCGUGCUCUCUCCUCAGUCGUGGACACUCACAGCAGAAAAGAAGAAAAAAAAAAAAAAAAGAAAAAGAAAAAAAAAGAAAAAAAAAAAAGAAAAAAGAAAAAAAGAAAAAGAGAAUGAAAAAAGACUAAAAAUAGCUCAAUCUUAAAAGGAUUUACAUUCCAAGGGGGGGAAAUAAAAAAAGAAGAAGGACAGAAAUUACUAGUGAUUUAUCUCUGAGAAGGAAUUUAGGCACGAAGGAGGACGAAAAUCAACUCGAAUGAAAUCUGCUCCUACCAGCUACCUACAGAAAUGUGCUGGGACUUUCUAUUCCGUGGAUAGACUUCUUCCCAAGGGCUGGGGCUUCUGCGGAUCACAACAAACCUUAUGCACAAACCCACGAGAUGGAGAAGGAAAAUCUGAAAUACUUGAAAGAAACACUGUCUUGAUAACGAAAUGGCUUGUGCGCAUGAAGAAAGCAAAGAUGUAAUCUCUCAGUGUUCAGUAAAUAAAAACAACAAGCAAACAGCAAAAAAUCCAAACCCAACCAAACCCAAAAGGUUUCCGGUUUGCAACUCGGCAGUAUUAUUCAAUUGUCUCUAUGGAAAAUAACAAUGUUUUACCAUAAAGAAAACCUGUCAUUCUGUACAUUACUUUCAUAGUUUAAUUGCAUUCUUUACCCUCCCUUGUCUCGUCCUUCCUUGUGAGCAGAAAUCCAGUAUUUCAUUUCCUCUUUCAUUCCAACUUUUAUUUUUAAGAGGCAGACUGGAACUGGCAGGGGAAAAAUACGAGCUCCUGCCUCUUUAUGGGUCAGAGCUAUUUGUCCUCUAAAUAACAAUGUUCUAUUAUCAGUCGCUGAAAUGUGCACACACUGAAGAAAUUAGCAAGUGAUGUAUAUGUAAAGAGGGUUUUUGAAUAUCGAAUGUACAAUGCUCUGUGAGCAAAGACCCCGUGCCAAACGCUAACAAGCCGCCAAGGGAAGAGAUUAGAGGUGACAGGGAGCACAACUCCUUCAGACAAUCACGUCUGUAAAUUGGAGCAAAGGCGAUUUCCCUUCCUUUGUACUUCAGCCUUCAGUUCUCUCAUUGCCUUUUCCUUGUCGGGUCUUUUUUUUUUUUUUUUUUUUUUUUUUUUUUUUUUUUUAAAUUAUCUUUGAUUUGAUUUUGAAGUAAGUAUUUAAUUUGUUGGGUUUUGUGUUUCUUUCUCCAUCCCUAAUCUUUGCAUAUGUGUGUGUCCUUCACACUGAACACUCUUCCUUCUUGAGGCGUAUUUCUUUCACAAACUCACCCACCCGUCUCCUAUCCAAAAGGUACUUCGGAAGAAGGUAGCAUCAUCGCUUUUGCCUGGAUUGCUGCAACCCUAAAUUUAAAAAACAGGGGUACCGAGCUGGAUAGCAGUUUCUUCCAAAACUGACAUUAUUUAUUUCAUUCUGUUUUAAAAUAGCCCCAAAAAUACACUGCCAUAAUUUGCUACCUUGUCCGAAUAAAACUUAAUAGCAACAAAAAUAACAACACCAAAACCAAUAAUAACGACAGGUUUUAACAAUAUCUCACCCACAUUUUUAUCGUGCUUGUUAAAAAAAAAAAAAAAAAAAAAAAAAAAAAAAAAAAAAAAAGAUAAAGUGUUGCUUAAGAUGAAUUUCACCGUGGAGUUUCUAAUAGUUACAGUUCAACAAGCAGGAAAAUAAAUGCUGGACAGAACAAAGACGUGUUGACACCUCUGUAUCUACUUUGUACUAAAUUGCUCAGAAGCCUCUGGUUUAUUGCCACACCGGAGACUUUUUUUGUCUUUAGGAGAGGGAGUGCAUAACAGCGUUUCCCUAUAGCGGAUGAAGAGCAGGGAAGAGACACGGGUGUGCCAGGAUAUAUUUUUGCCAAUAAAGAAAUAUUGUUUAUUACAGCUUUUAAAAAUCUGAUCCAAAGUCACAAUCUUUAAAUUAUUAAGGCCAGAUUAUUCCACCCUUCAUAAAUGAGAUUUCCUCACAGACAUGGAAAGCAAUGGCUCUUUUUGGACACUCACAAAGAGAUUCUCCCUCCC